Ilex paraguariensis (yerba mate) is the source of this 360-nucleotide messenger RNA. The record is from the annotation of a GenBank genome assembly. NCBI's taxonomy places the organism in Eukaryota, Viridiplantae, Streptophyta, Magnoliopsida, Aquifoliales, Aquifoliaceae.
AUGUUUUCGAGUCAGUUCGAUGGCAGCUCUCAGUCAACUCAUUCCACCGACUCCGGUCUUUCUUCUGCCAAAAGUCGUGAAGCUCAUGGAAUAAUCCCAGUCACUGUGAAGCGGAUCAGCGAAUCUUCUCAUUCUGGAGAUGAUAAAUCCAAUUUCGUCAUCGAUGGUGUCGAUGCUACCAAUUGGACUUUGGUGCCAUUUGAGAACUCCGCCGAGCUAGUUUCGACAACUGGUUGUGUUGGACUAUGUUUUGCGAUGAUCUUCUUAUGGCUUCUUUGUGCUGGGCAAUCAUUGGUAGUCCUCCAAUGGCCCUCCUCCGAGUUCUUCCAAUGGUCUAUAUUUGUGCUUGGUUGGUUCUGA